AUGUCCGUCCUAGUGCCAUCAUCGUCAACAACUUCGCGUCAUUAUUUUUCUAAUCCUCAUGUAAAUGGAAAUGUAUCUGCAGCAAGAAAACAAACAUCAUUAACCUAUCGUUCAACGCCAAAAUUAAAUGAAACUACUGAUGGACAUAUUGAGAAUGAUCACGUGCCAUAUGGUGUUGUUAAUUCCAUGAAACAACGUUUAUUCGAUAAAGUAAAUGAAUCUCUAUUAUCAAAUAAUAAUUCAAUCGUUGCACGCCAUUUAUUAUCGAAACCAUCAUUGCGUAUAUCAUCGAAUGAAAAUUUACUUCAAACUAAAUCGUUAACAUCAGCGUUAAAACAAACUGCACGUUUAUCGCAAAGUCAAGAUAAUUUGAUAAAUGCAGAACAAUUUGCUUCAUAUUUACAGCCGAAACAAGAUGUUAUUAUUGUUGAAAGAACAAUAUCAGAUGAUGAAAUUCUUGCUACAUCUCGGCAUUCCUAUACAGAAUUACAUAUUGACGAAGUACCAAAGCCUGGCACGGUUACAACUGUCAAAAAAAUGUUUGAACGACAAAUACGUUUGAGUCGAUAUGACAGUGAUAAAAUACCGAAUACACCAGUACCUCAUAAUUCACGGAUGAACAGUCAACAUCGAGAAACUUCAAGUCCAACUCGUUCACGUAGUAUAUCGCCAAAUGAUAUGGCUGUACGACAACGGCGAACAACAACACCAGUGACACAUACAUCGACAUUAGUUCCAUCGGUAUCCGUACCUAUAUCAACAUCAUAUCCUGAUGUAGUUAUAUCACAUACACCACCAGCCACAAUUCAUAUUGAAACACAUAAAACGAUUAGUGAUGCAAGUAUAAAUAGUGAAAAUAAGAGAAAAAAUUUACCAUUAAAUAUAACUAAUGAUGAAACAAUGAACGCUAGUGUUAAUCAAAAUCGCCCAAAUGUUUUAGUUUCGACAAGUUCAUCGCCAGAUAAUGAUGAAUAUCAGCCGCUGGAUUUUAAAAGUCGUCUAGCGUUAUUUAAUCGUACAAAUACAAUGGAACAAACACAAGUAAAUUCUCAUAUUUCGAUCAACAAAACGAAACCUUCAAAUCAUAAUAAAACGGCUGCGCCACCCCCGCCACCAAAUUUUUUAACGAAACCUGCGUUACAUCAUCAUUUAGAAAGAAAAGACAAUUUAUUAGAUGCAAUUGCUCGACCCGCUGUUAAUACAGAUAAAUCAGUAACAUUUUUUGGUGGAGCCAAAGUCAAUGGUGAUCUCACAUCAACUCUACCAGUCUCAAUACCUUCGCCACCUUUAUCGGCAACAAAAGAUGAACAGUCACCUACAUCGACACCAACACCAAUGGAAGUAACUUCUACUCCCGAUGUUAUUGGUGGGAAUGUUAAACUAAAUAAAUCAUCUAUUUUUUCAGGAAGCAAAAAAGAUACUCGAGUACAAUUCAUUGAUAGUGUCGAUACAUUCGAGUAUCCGUCAUACAAUGCAACAAUGGCGGAAUUUGGUAUUAGUCUUUCCGAUGAUGAGGAUGAUGAUGAUGAUGAUGAUUAUGAAAAUGGCCUAUCGAAUCAAAAUGGUACAAAUAGUAUCGAAAAUAAUAAUUUAAAUGGAAAAAUAAUUCAUUCAAUAGAUGACGUUGAUGAUGAUGAACUCGAAGAAUUAGCAAGUAUUAAUGCAAAAUUUAAUUCAAAUGCUCAGACAGACAAAACACUUCAAUCGAAAGAAAAAACAAGAAACUCAAAUGGUACAUUACAUACGUUUCGUCCAAGCUAUCUCGAUCAAUACGAAUUAGGUACACAACAUGACUCUAUAACAAAUUCCCAUUUGUCAGAUAAAUUUUCCCGAGAAAACUAUUUUUCUUCAAUGGGCAACUAUUCAAAUCAUUCCGUAUCGAAACAAGACAAACCAAUGAUUGAUAUGACAAAUAAUAUUCAAUGGAGUUCCAUGUCAACAACGACUGAUUUACUUUUUUGA
Messenger RNA from Rotaria socialis, 1962 nucleotides. NCBI's taxonomy places the organism in Eukaryota, Metazoa, Rotifera, Eurotatoria, Philodinida, Philodinidae. The record is from the annotation of a GenBank genome assembly.